UUUCUGCUGGCCUUUCUGUGGCUCUCCCGCACUGUCUUUCUAUGCGACCAUGAAGGAUAGGCGGGACUGACCCUGAAGCUCCUAUCAGCCAGAAUGGACCUUCCUGGUUAUCACCCCCAGCAGCCCCAGCCUCUUGUCCACCAUCCUGGCAGCUACCCAGAGGAUCUGUUAACUUUGGAUGGAUCGUCAACAUCUCAGGAGUUAAAGAUAGAGCCAGAUGGCAGACCAGAGUCAGAGGAGAGCUGUCCCAUCUGUGGAGACAAAGUGUCAGGAUAUCACUACGGGCUUCUCACUUGUGAAAGCUGCAAGGGCUUCUUUAAACGCUCAGUUCAAAAUAACAAGCAUUACACCUGUGCAGAACAACAGAGCUGCCCCAUGAACCUUUCACAGAGGAAACGUUGUCCUUCCUGCCGCUUUCAAAAGUGUUUGGCAGUAGGCAUGAAGAGAGAAGCAGUAAGAGCAGAUCGUAUGAGAGGUGGUCGGAAUAAAUUUGGCCCUUUGUACCGACGGGACAGGCAGAUGAAACAGCAAAAAGUGUGUCACCAGGCAAACACUGCUCCCUACAGGAUCAAGAUGGAAACUACCCAAAUUCACCAGCCCACAGCUCCAAAUGACCUUCACCUAAUGAGCACUCACACAAGUGAACCAUUGUCCUCUGAGGCUUUUCAUCAGUCCCACAUUUAUCCCUCUGGCACUGGACAGUCGGGUGUGCCCAUGCCUCUGGACUGCACUAUGAAUGCAGACAGGGUGCUCACUCCCCCAUCUCUGCCCUACCCUGGACUAUACCAUCGCACCUUCCCUGGAUACCUCCAGGAGAAAGGAGAAAUGUCUUUUAGCUACAGCCUAGCUGCAACAAACCAUCCAUUGCACCCAACUCCAAACAAUUUAUUCACAUCAAGAAGCACACCGGCAUCAUCCCUCUGCCCAACACCAGGCUCAACCACCCCUCUCUUCCAGCCUCCCACCCAAACCCCAGACACCCCCUCAUCGGCCACUCCUACACCCAACUUCUUAAGCCAGCUCCUGGAAGGGGAGCAGGAUGAGAGCCAGCUGUGUAACAAGGUUGUCGCAAGUCUGCAGAGGGAACAAGCCAACCGUGGGAAACAUGACUGCCUAAAUACAUUCAGCAUCAUGUGUAAAAUGGCUGAUCAGACACUUUUUGGGCUUGUGGAGUGGGCCAGGAACAGUACACUCUUCAAGGAGCUCAAGGUGGAGGACCAGAUGGUGCUGCUGCAGAGCUGUUGGAGUGAGCUGCUGGUCCUGGAUCACCUCUGUAGACAGGUGACCUAUGGCAAAGAGGGCUGCAUAUAUCUGGUCACAGGACAACAGAUUGAAGUGUCGACCAUAAUCUCUCAGGCAGGAGUGACACUGAGUGGUCUGGUAUCAAGGACCCAAGACCUGGUGUCCAAACUGAAGGCACUCCAGUUAGACAGACAUGAGUUUGUUUGUCUCAAAUACUUGGUGCUAUUCAACCCUGAUGUGAAGUCAGUGCAGAGCCGCAGGCAGGUGGAGCACACUCAAGAGAGGGUUAACAGGGCGCUGAUGGAGCACACCCAACAGAGUCAUCCAGGACACUCAGACAAGUUCGGCCAGCUGUUGCUCCGCCUGCCUGAAGUACGCAGCAUUAGUUUGCAGGUUGAGGAGUACUUGUACCAGCGCCAUCUUCUGGGAGAUUUGCCCUGCAACUCUCUACUCACUGAGAUGCUGCACACCAAGCACAGCUAAAAUAUGCUUCUGUAUGGUGACACAAUUUGCUGCUGUAAAUCUUUGUACUCCUCAGACCCAAUAAUGUUUUUUACAUUUGAUGAUUGUUGCAAACAGUAAACCGGCAGGAUCUCUUUAAGAGUCCUUACAGCUUCAACUGCAGAGGUGGGGGGAAAAUAUGUGAUGAUCAGAAACCAUGGGCCAUAUGUAAACAUCCAUUAUUAACAGUAUUACCACAGCCAAACAGCCCAGUAAUUUUUUUUCUGUCAGUAUUAUUGGACAGAUUUGAGAUCCAAGCACUACCAUGAUGUUUUUUUUUAUUAAGUUGAAAGAGCUUAUUGAGUGAAGAAAAAGAUAAAUACAUCAUUGAAUAAAGAAAUCUGCUUUUUGGA
Molecule: messenger RNA, 2096 nt
Organism: Larimichthys crocea (large yellow croaker)
Lineage: Eukaryota; Metazoa; Chordata; Actinopteri; Sciaenidae
Gene: nr5a5
Product: nuclear receptor subfamily 5, group A, member 5
Exons: 7
Coding region: 94-1725 (543 amino acids)
Biological process (GO): tissue development; regulation of transcription by RNA polymerase II; hormone-mediated signaling pathway
Cellular component (GO): RNA polymerase II transcription regulator complex
Molecular function (GO): nuclear receptor activity; RNA polymerase II cis-regulatory region sequence-specific DNA binding; zinc ion binding
Source: RefSeq, a predicted model, not a curated record